Messenger RNA from Mesorhabditis belari, 1032 nucleotides. NCBI's taxonomy places the organism in Eukaryota, Metazoa, Nematoda, Chromadorea, Rhabditida, Rhabditidae. The record is from the annotation of a GenBank genome assembly.
AUGGACUCAACCCGGCUGAAGCCGAGAGAUUCGGGGAAAUUCAUUGCAUCCAAAUCGGAAAACGUUUCGAUUUUGGAGGAUGGAGUCAGGAAAGCGGCUAGAUUGAUCCUUAACGCGGUGAAAGAUGGUUCAAUGGAGAAAGUUCAAUUCGCAGCCCAAGAUGUUCACCCAAAAGGUGGAGGAACAAAAGCUGUUGAUUGGGUCUUCCUCUUAGAUACAAUCAACUUCUCGUUUUGGCCGGAUGAGGGAAAAAGUUACGAAGUUUUAUGGAAAGAGAAAAAGUACACGGGAUAUUUCGCUGCUUGUGCUGCAGUGAACAAAGCUCUCGAGAAGGGAAUUCCGGUGACAAGCGCCGAAUGGAUGGCUAAAGCUUCUCUUCAAGAUUUGGAGGAGAUUUUCCGAUCUGAUACUCCUCCAUUUGCCAUGAUUCCACUUUUCGAGGAGAGACAAAAAGCGAUCAAUGAUUCGGGAAAAGUUCUUUUGGAGAAAUUUGAUGGAUCUUUCCACAAUGUUGUGAAGAAAUGCGAUCAGAGUGCGCAAACACUUCUCCAACUGAUUGUCGAAAAUUUUGUCUCUUUUCGGGAUUUCGCCGAGUUCCAUGGACAGAAAAUUUCUUUAUUGAAAAGAGCGCAAAUUUUGGUUCUUGACGUGUUUGGUGCAUUGGAGGGACAUCCUGAGGCCAACUUUGGAGAUAUUGAUUCUCUCACAAUGUUCGCCGAUUAUCGUGUGCCCCAGGCAAUGGCUUUUCUUGAAGUACUCAAGUAUUCUGAUCAAUUAUUGGAAAAAUUGAAGAAAAAGGGACGAUUGAUGGCCGCUGGUGAUGAGGAAAUUGAAUUGAGAGGAUGUAGUAUUGAAGCGUGUGAGCGAAUUGUGGCCUCGAUUGAAGAACUUCGAGUGAACGAAGAAGAGUAUCAACACUGUAGAAAGGUGACAUCGGCUGAUGUGGACGUCUUUCUGUGGAUGUACAGAAGAGCGCAUGCAGAGAAAGUUGAGGAAGCUGUACCCAUGCAUCGGACGAGGACUAUUUACUAU